CGAGUCACGACUCACGACUGAGUGGGCGAGAAAGAGAGUGGCGGCCAUGGUGAUGGAGUUAGAAGAGGAAGGGGAGAAGCUGGUAACACCGGGUGAAGUGCUGGGGAAGUCAUCGAGUCUAAUAGCUGGGAAGGGUACAUACGUUGCUCCCCACAAUCACAUCGUCUAUGCUUCCCUCAACGGACGCCUCACCACCAUUCCUCCUUUCCCUGAUUCAUCGGACCAGAGACCAACUGUUAAGGUCACUGGUCACAAGGCCCAUGGUGCCGUCCCAGAACCCGGCUCCAUUGUUAUUGCACGCAUAACUAAAGUGAUGGCUAGAAUGGCUUCAGCCGACAUAAUGUGUGUUGGUGCCAAGUCCGUCAGAGAAAAGUUUACUGGCAGUAUUAGGUGA
Messenger RNA from Telopea speciosissima, 394 nucleotides. RefSeq lists its product as uncharacterized. The record is from RefSeq and is a predicted model, not a curated record. The transcript has 4 exons. Gene Ontology annotation, biological process: RNA processing. Lineage: Eukaryota; Viridiplantae; Streptophyta; Magnoliopsida; Proteales; Proteaceae. Bases 47 to 394 code for a protein of 115 amino acids. Gene Ontology annotation, cellular component: nuclear exosome (RNase complex); cytoplasm.